This is a messenger RNA of Hyaena hyaena (striped hyena), 347 nucleotides long. The record is from the annotation of a RefSeq genome assembly. Lineage: Eukaryota; Metazoa; Chordata; Mammalia; Carnivora; Hyaenidae.
AUAAACAUAAUAAUAACCCUCCUCAUCAACACAACACUAUCCGCACUACUAGUAUUAAUCGCAUUUUGACUACCCCAACUAAAUGUAUAUGCAGAAAAAGCAAGCCCAUACGAGUGUGGCUUUGAUCCAAUGGGGUCAGCCCGCUUGCCCUUCUCAAUAAAAUUUUUCCUAGUUGCCAUUACAUUUCUGCUAUUCGACCUAGAAAUCGCACUACUACUCCCCCUCCCAUGGGCCUCACAGACAAACAACCUAUCAACCAUGCUCACUAUGGCCCUUUUAUUAAUCUCCCUUCUGGCCGCAAGCUUAGCAUAUGAAUGAACCCAAAAAGGACUAGAGUGAUCCGAAUA